AUGGGGAAACUCAUCCGCUUGGAGCUUUUCAAUUUCAAAUCAUAUAAGGGACAUCAUGUACUCCUCUUGGGCGACUCUUACUUUACCUCGAUCAUUGGGCCCAAUGGCUCCGGUAAAUCGAACUCUAUGGACGCCAUCUCGUUUGUUCUCGGGAUCAAAUCAUCUCAUCUACGGUCUGCUCACUUGCGCGACUUAGUCUUUCGUGACCGCGUAUUGAGAACGUCAAAAAUCAAUAACGACGGGUCUGCAAUUACAAAUGGCGUCAACGGUCAUGCCAAUGGCGAGGUUGGCGGUGGUGAAGAAGAUGAAAUUAACGGAACUCAGGAACGCCAUGAUCCAAAGAGUGCGUGGGUGAUGGCUGUCUAUGAAGAUGACGCAGGGGAUGAACAGUAUUGGAAGCGUUCAAUCACCACUUCAGGAGCUAGCGAAUAUCGUAUCAAUGAUCGCAUUGUCACAGCUCAACAAUAUAAUGAGACGCUGGAAGCCGAGAGCAUUCUGAUCAAAGCGCGCAACUUUCUGGUCUUUCAAGGAGAUGUGGAAGCCAUUGCAUCGCAGUCGCCGCGGGACCUCACAAGGCUGAUAGAGCAGAUCUCAGGAAGUCUUGAAUAUAAGGACGAAUACGAGCAGCUAAAAGUGCAGGCUGAAGAGGCUCUAGAGAAUCAGAACUUUGCGCUUCAUCGCAGGCGCGGUAUCAAUUCAGAAAUCAAGCAAUAUACUGAGCAGAAGAACGAAGCGGACAAUUACGCUAAGAAAGCCGACGAAAGGGAUCAAGCGAUCGUGACCCAUAUCUUGUGGAAAUUGUACCAUUUCCAAAAAGUCAUCGAGGAGUCGGGGGCUGAAAUCCAGCGGCAUCAAGACGAGCUCAAGGAGCAAAGACGUGGCAUUGAGAAAUAUGAUAAAGCUCUUGAGGAAGCCAAACGAGAUCAAGCGAAAGUUGGGCGUGAAGUGUCCAAGAUUGAGAAAAAUAUGAAGCAGAAAGAAAAGGACAUUGACGUAAAAGAGAAUGGCCUCGUUCCAAUAGCAGAGAAGAUUGAUCACACCUCAAAGAAGCAGAAGAAUAGCAAGGCACGAGUCGCUGAUAUUACUAAGCAAAGAGACAUACACUCAGGCGGAGUAAAGCAGCUGACAAAAGAUCUCAAAGUGGUUGAAAAGGCCCAAUCACAGUGGGAAUCGGAAUUUCAAAAGAAAGCUGAACAGGAAGGCCGAGAAUUAAGCCAGGCAGAUAUUCAACAAUACCACAAGUUGAAAGAAGAGGUCAACAAGCGCUCAUCAGAAGACCAAAUUCAUGUGGACAGUCUUGAGCGCCAGAAGAAGGCUGACCAGGAGACCGUCACAAAUCUUCAAAGCAAAGUCGAUCAAUUCGACUACCAAACUCAGAGGCUCAACGAAGAGCUUAAGGGGGUCAAUGAAAGCAUCGGAGACGCUAAUAGUCAGCUUAAACAGACCAACAAAGAUGUCGUUGCGAAGAAAAAGAUUUAUAAUGAACGCACUUCCGAGCGUUUACGAACAGCGCAAUUGAGGACCGAAAAGGAUGAAAAGCUUCAAGAAGUCCUCCGAAAGCUGCUCGAGGCUGAAGACGGAAGACAGCAAUCUGAAAAAGAACUUCGCUUGAAAGCUACCGUCGCAGACCUGAAGCGCGUUUUCCCCGGCGUACGGGGGCGUGUCAGUGAGCUGUGCAAGCCCAUCGAAAAAAGGUAUCAAACAGCGGUGAGCACGAUACUAGGUCGUCAUUUUGAUACGGUUAUUGUCGAGAAUGAGAAGACUGCUAUUGAUUGCGUGCAAUAUAUGCGUGAGCAGCGGCGAGGACAAGGAACUUUUGUUCCGCUGGACACCAUCCAGUUUACCGCAAUCACUUCGAAUAUAAAAGGUCAGCACCGCGGAUGCCGCAUGGCUCUAGAUACGAUUAACUAUGACCGGACCCUGGAACGAGCCUUCUCUUACGUCUGUGGUAAUGCAGUCGUAUGCGACAAUGUGGGAAUAGCCAAAGAUAUUGUGUGGGGAAAACGCAAUGACGUGAAGGCUGUUACCCUUGAUGGAACAGUUAUACAUAAGGGUGGCAAUAUGACAGGAGGUCAAAGUGACAAACAAGAUUCGCGUCGGUUUGACGAUGCUGAGGUUGACAAUCUGCGCAAGCUUCAGGAACGGCUUGUCUCCGAGUUGCAAGCUCUGCCUGACACCAGGCGAAGCGCAGCCGACGAUGAAAACUUGCAAGGCGAACUGACUGGCCUAGAGCAAAAAGUGGCAUACCUCAACGAAGAGCUCAAAUCACACGAGCGUAACAAGAGCAGCAAGCAGAAGGAGCUUUCACAUAUAAAACAAGAAUUGGCGACUGUGAGACCAAAGCAUGAUGGCAAACUCCGAGAAUUUCAUGAGCUUGAGAGUUCUCUAGCAGAGCACCAAGAAGCGGUGAGUGGAGUGCAGGAUCAAGUAUUCCGAGACUUCUGUCGCCGGCUUGGCUUCAGCAACAUACGGGUGUAUGAAGCACAGCAGGGCACGUUGCAACAGGAGGGUGCUCAAAAGAACUUAGAAUUCAGCACACAGAAGAGCCGUCUUCAGAGUAGAAUCACCUACGAACAGCAGCAGUUGCAGGAAACUCAAAAUCGUAUCAAGGGACUCGAAGAUCGGGCGCGCAAAGAUGAAUCACUCAUUCUGGAGUUGCAGGCCGAGCAGGAGUCUUCCCAAAAUGAGCUUGACUCCCUCAUGGUUGAGCUUGACCAACUGAACGAGCAGCUAGAAAAGGUGAAGACAAACCAUGAUCAGGAGGCCGAGAAAGUAGCAGAACAACGGCGAGAAGUCCAGAAAAGAAGCAAAGGCGUUGAGAACACCGUCAAGACUAUUUCCGGGUUAGAGGCGGAUCGUCAGCUCAAGGCCUCGGGCCGGUACACCUUGCUCAGACGAUGUAAACUUGAAAAUGUACGGGUACCUCUAGAGGAAGAAUCGAACAGUCUUGAUGACUUGCCACUUGACACGCUGCAAACUGAUGCUGAUGCGAUGGACGUCGACGAGGAUCAAGAUAACACAGCUUUACAGCCUUCGGAAGUCCAGGAUUAUGGCAUAGAGAUUGACUUUGAUGAUUUGGACGAAGACCUACGCGAGAACGAUGGUGAUAAAGCCGAAAGCGAGCUUCAAGAUCGCAUCAAAACCCUCAAUACAGAACUUGACACAAUGGCACCAAACAUGCGUGCUGUAGAACGUUUAGGGACGGUCCAAGAUCGUCUUAAGUCAACAGAUAAAGACUUCGAGGACGCGCGUAAGCGAGCAAAGAGGGCGAAGGAUGAUUUCCAAGCUGUCAAGGAACAGCGCUUCGAAUUAUUCAGCAAAGCUUUCUCUCACAUUUCCGAACAGAUAGGACCGAUUUACAAGAACCUCACGAGGGAUGCUUCCCUGCCGAUGGGGGGUCAAGCAUAUCUUGAUAUGGAAGACGGCGACGAGCCAUACCUCGACGGGAUUAGAUAUAAUGCUAUGCCACCGCUUAAGCGUUUCCGUGACAUGGAGCACCUGUCUGGUGGAGAGAAGACUAUGGCAGCCCUGGCGCUUCUCUUCGCAAUUCACUCCUACCAACCAUCCCCCUUCUUUGUUCUUGAUGAGGUUGACGCUGCCCUUGACAAUGCUAAUGUGGCCAAGAUUGCAAGCUACAUCCGAGACCACGCAGGUCCGGGUAUGCAGUUUGUCGUCAUUAGCCUGAAGACUGGAUUAUUUCAUAAUAGCGAGGCGCUGGUGGGUAUAUAUCGAGAUCAGGGGGCGAAUUCGAGUAAAGCGCUGACGCUGGAUUUGCGCAAAUAUCAUUCGUCGUUGCUGCCCUGCGAAGGUUUCACGACGGAUCUGGAAAUGUAUUACUAUGGUAACGCAGGGUAG
Messenger RNA from Bacidia gigantensis, 3855 nucleotides. RefSeq lists its product as uncharacterized. The transcript has 7 exons. NCBI's taxonomy places the organism in Eukaryota, Fungi, Ascomycota, Lecanoromycetes, Lecanorales, Ramalinaceae. The record is from RefSeq and is a predicted model, not a curated record. Gene Ontology annotation, cellular component: nucleus; chromosome; cohesin complex. Gene Ontology annotation, molecular function: protein binding; ATP binding; ATP hydrolysis activity. Bases 1 to 3855 code for a protein of 1284 amino acids. Gene Ontology annotation, biological process: sister chromatid cohesion.